Messenger RNA from Cygnus atratus (black swan), 5024 nucleotides. RefSeq names its product integrator complex subunit 2 (gene INTS2). Gene Ontology annotation, cellular component: integrator complex. The record is from RefSeq and is a predicted model, not a curated record. The coding region runs from base 108 to 3686 and encodes 1192 amino acids. The transcript is spliced from 24 exons. Lineage: Eukaryota; Metazoa; Chordata; Aves; Anseriformes; Anatidae. Gene Ontology annotation, biological process: snRNA 3'-end processing.
CCGAGGCCUCCCGCCCGCCGCCGCCGCCGCUCCCCUCAGGGCCGUGACGCGUUCGCUUCGCGCCGCUGGCAGCGCUCGGCUGAGGGGACCCGGGGCCGGCCGCCGCCAUGGCCGAGUGCUCGGGGCUGCAGUUCGUCAGCCCCUACGCCUUCGAGGCCAUGCAGAAGGUGGACGUGGUGCGUUUGGCCGCCCUGAGCGACCCCGAGCUGCGGCUGCUGCUGCCCUGCCUGGUGCGCAUGGCACUCUGCGCCCCCGCGGACCAGAGCCAGAGCUGGGCGCAGGACAAAAAGCUCAUCCUGCGGCUCCUGUCGGGCGUCGAGGCGGUCAACUCCAUCGUGGCCCUGCUCUCCGUCGACUUUCACGCCUUGGAGCAGGACGCCAGCAAAGAGCAGCAGCUCCGGCACAAGCUAGGAGGAGGCAGUGGAGAAAGCAUCUUGGUGUCGCAGCUGCAGCAUGGCCUGACGCUGGAGUUUGAGCACAGCGAUUCGCCUCGCCGGCUCCGGCUCGUACUUAGCGAAUUACUGGCAAUUAUGAAUAAGGUGUCAGAAUCAAAUGGAGAAUUUUUUCUCAAAUCUUCAGAGCUCUUUGAAAGUCCUGUCUACCUGGAAGAGGCAGCAGAUGUUCUCUGUAUUUUGCAAGCAGAGCUGCCAUCACUGUUGCCCAUAGUUGAUGUAGCUGAAGCUUUGUUGCAUGUUAAAAAUGGAGCCUGGUUCCUCUGCCUCCUGGUGGCCAAUGUUCCUGAUAGCUUUAACGAGGUCUGUAGAGGCUUGAUUAAAAAUGGUGAACGGCAGGAUGAGGAAAGUGUUGGAGGCCGUCGUAGAACAGAAGCGCUCCGUCACCUGUGUAAAAUGAACCCUUCCCAAGCUCUGAGGGUCCGAGGCAUGGUGGUAGAAGAGUGCCAUCUACCAGGUCUUGGUGUAGCUUUGACCCUGGAUCACACCAAAAAUGAAUCUUCAGACGAUGGAGUGAGUGACCUGGUGUGUUUUGUGAGUGGUUUGCUACUUGGAACAAACGCAAAGGUUCGAACUUGGUUUGGAACAUUUAUCCGAAAUGGCCAACAGAGAAAAAGAGAUAAUAUCAGUUCUGUGCUUUGGCAAAUGAGGAGGCAGCUGCUCCUGGAGCUCAUGGGAAUCCUUCCCACUGUUCGCAGCACACACAUUGUUGAAGAAGCAGAUGUUGAUAUGGAGCCAAAUGUGUCUGUGUAUUCGGGACUGAAGGAAGAGCAUGUCGUGAAAGCCAGCGCAUUGUUACGUCUCUAUUGCGCUUUGAUGGGAAUAGCUGGGCUGAAACCAACUGAUGAAGAAGCUGAGCAGCUCCUGCAGCUGAUGACCAGCCGGCCUCCUGCAACUCCAGCUGGUGUUCGCUUUGUUUCUCUUUCCUUUUGUAUGCUUCUGGCCUUCUCCACUCUUGUCAGUACACCAGAACAGGAGCAACUCAUGGUAAUGUGGCUUAGUUGGAUGAUAAAGGAAGAAGCUUACUUUGAAAGCAUUUCUGGUGUGUCUGCUUCCUUUGGAGAGAUGCUUCUCUUGGUAGCCAUGUAUUUCCACAGUAAUCAGCUCAGUGCUAUCAUUGAUUUGGUCUGCUCCACUUUGGGAAUGAAAAUUGUUAUAAAGCCCAGCUCUCUGAGCAGAAUGAAGACAAUCUUCACGCAGGAGAUUUUCACUGAACAGGUUGUCACAGCCCAUGCAGUUCGUGUGCCGGUUACAGGCAAUCUCAGUGCCAACAUUAUUGGUUUUUUACCUAUUCACUGCAUUUACCAGCUUUUAAGAAGCCGGUCAUUCACCAAGCACAAAGUAUCCAUUAAGGACUGGAUCUAUCGGCAGCUCUGUGAAACUACCACUCCACUGCAUCCUCAGCUGCUUCCUCUUAUUGAUGUCUACAUUAACUCUAUUCUUACUCCUGCAUCAAAAUCCAACCCAGAAGCCACAAAUCAGCCUGUCACGGAACAGGAGAUACUGAAUGUUUUCCAGGGACUCACUGGGGGAGAAAAUACUCGUCUUACUCAGCGUUACAGCAUCACAACGCAAUUGCUUGUCCUCUACUAUGUCCUGUCAUAUGAAGAAGCACUUCUGGCAAACACGAAGACACUAGCUGCCAUGCAAAGAAAACCCAAGUCGUACUCUUCAGCGUUAAUGGAUCAGAUUCCAAUCAAGUACCUCAUUCGGCAGGCCCAAGGACUGCAGCAGGAACUGGGAGGCUUGCAUUCUGCACUGUUACGCCUUCUUGCAACUAACUACCCUCACCUCUGCAUCGUGGAAGACUGGAUCUGUGAGGAACAGAUCACAGGCACUGAUGCCUUACUGAGGAGGAUGCUUCUUACAAACAUUGCGAAGAAUCAUUCUCCUAAACAGCUCCAGGAAGCAUUUUCCAUGCUGCCUGGAAAUCAUACCCAGCUGAUGCAGAUUUUAGAACACUUAACACUUCUCUCAGCUGGUGAAUUGAUCCCAUAUGCAGAAGUAUUGACAUCAAAUAUGAAUUGCUUGCUGAAUGCUGGAGUCCCUCGGAGGAUUCUUCAGACCGUCAAUAAACUUUGGAUGGUUCUUAACACUGUGAUGCCGAGAAGGUUGUGGGUUAUGACCGUUAAUGCUCUGCAGCCUUCAGUAAAAAUAGUCCGACAGCAGAAGUACACUCAGAAUGAUCUGAUGAUUGAUCCUUUGAUUGUACUAAGAUGUGAUCAGAGAGUUCAUAGGAGCCCUCCUCUGAUGGAUGUAACUUUGCACAUGUUGAAUGGAUAUCUUCUUGCUUCAAAAGCUUACCUCAAUUCUCACCUAAAAGAAACAGCAGAACAGGACAUUAGGCCGUCCCAAAAUAAUGCAAUGGGUCCAGAAGCCCCAGAAGUUACAAGGGAAGAAUUAAAAAAUGCAUUGCUUGCUGCUCAGGACAGUGCUGCUGUGCAGAUUCUUCUAGAGAUCUGCUUACCGACAGAAGAAGAGAAAACUCAGGGCAGUAAUACAUACAGUUUGCUGAAGAGUGUUCAAAGUACCUCGGGUCCUAAGAGUCCAGAACUAGAGGAAGAAGAAGAUAGCUUGCUCUGCAAUCUUCGAGAGGUCCAGUGUCUGAUCUGCUGUCUGCUGCAUCAGAUGUAUAUAGCCGACCCCAACAUAGUAAAACUAGUUCAUUUCCAGGGUUAUCCGUGCGAACUUCUGGCACUGACAGUGGCGGGGAUUCCAUCAAUGCACAUCUGUCUGGAUUUCAUACCUGAGCUCAUUGCCCAGCCUGAACUUGAAAAACAGAUAUUUGCUAUCCAGUUACUUUCAUAUUUGUGCAUCCAAUACGCACUACCUAAAUCUCUCAGUGUGGCUCGUUUAGCUAUCAAUGUGAUGGGAACCCUGCUCACAGUUCUAACCCAAUCAAAGCGCUAUACCUUUUUUAUGCCAACCCUGCCUUGUUUGGUGUCAUUCUGUCAAGCCUUCCCUCCUUUGUAUGAGGAUAUUAUGUCUCUGCUGAUACAGAUUGGGCAAGUUUGUGCCUCUGAUGUUGCUACGCAGACGAGAGACUUUGACCCAAUUAUUACACGUCUCCAGCAACUAAAAGAGAAACCAAAUGAGGUGUCAGGACUUUGUAAAGAUUCACCUUACAAAAGUUGUUCAAGGGAUUUUGCAAGUAUGGACCCUGAUGUUCAGUUAUGCCAGUGUGUUGAGAGCACUAUCAUUGAAAUAAUUAACAUGAGCGUAAGUGGAGUUUAGGAAGAACGCAAAUGAGAUUAUACUGUAGCUAGUCCCAUGGCCUAUGGUGUCUAAAUUUGGAUAGAGCUGCCAAAGUGGAUUGAGGAGCUGGAGCACGAGAAAUUUUUUCUUUCACUGGAUUCGGUUAUGUCUGAACCUUCUUAAAAGAAAAGAAUACUUCAAGGAGACUUGUUUUGCUUCCAGUGAAAACUUUUGAGGCUAUUGUGGCGGGUAAAUCAUUUCCAGUGAAAGUAAGCGUGAUCUUUCAGGCUUGCUUGGUUGCACACUGUGCAACUCUGUGAUACAGCAAUGCACCCAUAAAAGGUUUCUUGACGCCGUGAAGUGAGUACUUAAUUUGUUGAGCAAACGACAAAAUGAUGGUUAAGAAAAAUUUGAGAUUGGAAAACUUUACUAAAAUUCAAAUAAAAGACUGUCCCACGACCUCGCAGAGCGAAAAAGAUUUAACUUUUUUUUUCCCUUCUCAAACCAUUGGUCAAAAUGUGAAUUCAUGAGACCAAUAACUUUAAAGAUCAGACAGCCUUCAGUGGAAAUUUGAAACUGGUCUCAAAGGAAUAAAGUGGAAAAGGUAUCUUAAGUUGUCGUCAGGAUAAGCUUAAACAGAAAUUAAUGUUGGAGACGACUGUGGCAGAAGCUAAAUUUCCUGUAGUGAAAGGGAUGACAGAUUUCAGCCAUACCAAAGCAGUUCCACACAGCUCAGUGAACAAGAAGGCUGAAGAAUCCUUUGUGCUUACUGCGUGCAGUUGGUUGUUCCUUCAUUUACAACUGCAGCAGUUAGCCUUGACGGAUGUUUUGGGGCAUUGCAGAAGGGUGUUUAUGGUGCAAUGUUCCUGAAGCUUACACAAGCUCUUAUGUGAGGCAGCACAUGCGUCUGCAACAGAGAAAGAAGCUUGUUUGGCUGUUGUGCCAGAAUUGAAUGUUGUACUUCAGCACGCUUGGAUUGCUAAGCUUGGCAGCCCAGAUUUGCUGUUUCUUGAACGACAACAUCCAGGAUCCUUAAUUAAGUAAAAUAUUUUUCAGUUUAAGCCAGUUUACAUUCCAGAAAUAACGGUCUGAUUCUUUAGUGUGACUUGAGAAAGUCUUGCAUACGUCUGCUUCCUGUGAUGGACAGCCAGUGGGAGAUGCUAGCGCUGGAUUGCCGAGCCUGGUUCCCAGCUGUGUGCCAGGCUCAUCGGUGUGCCCCGACUGUGUGCCGGCACCGUCUGGCUGCCAAGGGUGGUUUUGUCAUCGCGGUGUAAUGUAUGUAAAUAAUUUCAACACGUGGUGUUUUUUCCUGUCAUGUAAUUUUAUAUGCUGUAUUUGUAUUUAAACUAAAAAAAAAUAAAAAAAGACGAUUUGAAU